Messenger RNA from Gossypium arboreum, 4257 nucleotides. RefSeq lists its product as uncharacterized. The transcript has a single exon. The record is from RefSeq and is a predicted model, not a curated record. Lineage: Eukaryota; Viridiplantae; Streptophyta; Magnoliopsida; Malvales; Malvaceae. The coding region runs from base 140 to 3967 and encodes 1275 amino acids.
UGGGGUAUUAUGGGAAAAGAAAUAUUAACAAAGUCAACACGAAAAUGACUCUUCUCUUUAAGAAGAACAAAAGCAAGACCUAAGAAAGUAUACCACAAAGGCAGGAGUGAAGUGAAGCAAAAUCAAGGGUUUUCUUGUAAUGGAUGUGAGUGAGUGUGAGAGCAUGGAACUUCAACAUUUUAGUCAUCCACAUCCUUUGGUCUUCAAAUAUCAGACUGUCGCAAGCGAAGAAGUAGACCCAGAAGCAGCUCUUUGCCUUGGGUGUGAGAAACCUGUAGAGGGCUGGAGCUAUGGCUGCAAUCCAUGUGAGUUUUAUCUUCAUAAGGAAUGUGCUGAGUUAGAGUUAGCCCCCCAGAUUCAGCAUCCCUUCCACUCGAAACACCCUCUCACUCUUUUGCCAAAGUCACCUUAUUCUGGGGGGCGCGGAAUUUGCGAUUUUUGUGUUAAGGCAUCACGGGGAUUUUUUUAUCAUUGUUAUGCUUGUAAGUUCGACCUGGACAUCAAUUGUGCUUUGCUUCAAUCAUCCAUUGCUGCAAAUUUUCCUAAUUCUUUGCACCCCCAUCCAUUGUUCUUCAUUCAAAACCAUAACAACGAAGUCGAUUCUGAUUGCUCCGGGUGUCAAAAACCAAUAUCUGGUCCAUUUUACCACUGCUCAGAUUGCAGAUAUCCUAGAGUUUUUAACCUUCAUAAGGAAUGUGCUGAACUACCCCUUGAGAUUAAUCACCCCUGUGACCGUAAGCAUCCUCUUACUCUCUUCCCACAACCGCCUACUCAUCCACAGAAAUGUAGUUGCUAUUUGUGCAGAAUCCAAUGGGAGGGGUUUGUUUAUUCCUGCUCUCUUUGCAACUUUGAUCUUUCACUUGAUGAUUUUUUUUCACCACCAAUAAUCACAGUUGCAAGUCAUGAACACCCGUGGAUGCUUGUAUCUAGAAAAAUGUCAUUUGUUUGUGAUUUUUGUGGCACCGUCGGAGAACAAUCCCCAUAUCACUGCGCUACAUGUCAGCUCCUUGUCCACAAGAACUGCAUUUCAUUGCCACGCCACAUCAUGAUAUCACGACAUCCUCACACGAUUUCUCUUUCUUAUUCUUUUAGACAAAAUCAAGUUGAAGAUCGGAUGUGCAGAGUUUGUCAUUUGGAAGUUGAUACAAGCUACGGCUGUUACCGUUGUUCUGCUCCUGAUUGCAAUUAUAUUGCUCAUGCACUUUGUGCAACUGCUAAAGCAAUUUGGGAUGGAACAGUUAUGCUUGAAAGCUAUGAUGAGAGGUCCGAGGAAGUGGUGCAUGAACCUUGGAAUUUGAUUACUGAUGUUGUUGAACAAAUUAGUAGUGGAGAGCUAAUGGUAGCAAGUAAGAUCAAGCAUUUCUAUCAUGAUCAUAAUUUAAGACUCACUUUUAGUGGGAAGACCAAAGAUGACGAUAGUCAGUGCUAUGGGUGCAUGAGACCUAUAUCAACUCCUUUUUAUAGUUGUGAGCAAUGCAAGUUCUUUCUCGACAAAGAUUGCGCUGAAUUGCCUAAACAAAUGCCACACCCAUUUCACAAGCAUUUGCUUACUCUCUCAAACUCACACGAUGAUAAAGGUUUUUCAUUGUGCAAUGCUUGCGGUCGUUGGUAUCAAGGAUUUAGCUACAAAUGCUACAAAGGAGAUUGCAGCUUCGAAAUUGACAUUCAUUGUAUGUUAUUUUCGGACACCUUGGAGCAUCCAAGUCAUGAGCAUUCACUCUUUCUUGUCCAUAACAACAAGGGAACGAGGUGCAGUGCUUGUUUCAGAAGACUAAUAGGGGAUGUUGCAUAUAGAUGCAUGGAGCGCUGUGAUUUCAUUUUAGAUGUAGGUUGUGCAACACUACCACUCACUGCUUGGAACAAGUAUGACAGACAUCCUCUUACUUUGACUUAUUAUGAUAAUUCUGACUCUUCUCAACCUUACUGCAAUCUCUGCGAGAAAGAAAGAGAGCCAAAUCGUUGGUUUUAUUACUGUGUUGAUUGUGAUACCUCUCUUCAUCUCGAUUGUGCUCUUUGUGAUCUCUCAUAUAUGAAGUUUGGGGACAAAUUCAAAUAUUAUCAUCAUAAGGAAUGUGCUGAGCUAGAGUUAGCCCCCCAGAUUCAGCAUCCUUUCCACCCCAAACACCCUCUCACUCUUUUGCCAGAAUCACCUUAUUUUGGGGUCGCAAGCUGGUGCAAUUUGUGCGGUAAGAAAUUUCGGGGAUUUGUUUAUAAUUGUUAUGAUUGUAAGUUCGAUCUGCACAUCAAUUGUGCUUUGCUUCAAUCAUCCAUUGCUGCUAAUUUUACUAGUUCUUUGCACCCCCAUCCAUUGUUCUUCAUUCAAAACCAUAACAAUGAAGUUGAUUCUGAUUGCUCCGGGUGUCAAAAACCAAUAUCUGGUCCAUUUUACCACUGCUCAGAUUGCACAUAUCAUAGAGUUUUUAACCUUCAUAAGGAAUGUGCUGAACUACUCCUUGAGAUUAAUCACCCCUGUGACCGUAUGCAUCUUCUUACUCUCUUGCCACAACCGCCUACUCAUACCCAGAAAUGUAGUUGCUAUUUGUGCAGAAUCCAAUGGAAGGGGUUUGUUUAUUCCUGCUCUCUAUGCAACUUUGAUCUUUCACUUGAUGAUUUUCGUUUUUCACCACCAACAAUCACAGUUGCAAGUCAUGAACACCCGUGGAUGCUUGUAUCUAGAAAAAUGUGGUUUGUUUGUGAUUUUUGUGGCACUGACGGGGAUCACUCCCCUUAUUAUUGUGAUACAUGUGUACUUUUUGUCCACAAGAAUUGCAUUUCAUUGCCACGCCACAUCAGGAUAACACGACAUCGUCACACGAUUUCUCUUUGGUAUUCUUUUCAACAGAAUCAAAUUGAGGAUUGGAUGUGCAAAAUUUGUUACAAGGAAGUUGAUAUAAGCUAUGGUCAUUACCGUUGUCCUGCUUCUCGUUGCCGUUAUAUUGCUCAUGUACGUUGUGCAACUGAUAAAGAAAUUUGGGAUGGAAGAAUUAUGCCGAAAGGCUAUGAUGAGGGGUCCGGGGAAGUGCUGGAUGAACCAAAUUUGAUUACUGAUGUCUUUGAACAAAUUCGUAUUGGAGAGCUAGUGGUAGCAAGUGAGAUAAAGCAUUCCUAUCAUGAUCAUAAAUUAAGACUCACUUUUAGUGGGAAGACCAAAGAUGACGAUAGUCAGUGUGAUGGGUGCACGAGACCUAUAUCAACCCCUUUUUAUGGUUGUGAGCAAUGCAAGUUCUUUCUCCACAAAGAUUGCGCUGAAUUGCCUAAACAAAUGCCACACCCAUUUCACAGGCAUUUGCUUACUCUCUCAAACACACACAGUGAGGAUGGUUAUUCACGGUGCAGUGCUUGUGAUCGUUGGUAUCAAGGAUUUCAAUACCGAUGCUACAAAAGAGAUUGCCGCUUCGAAAUUGAUAUUCAAUGUAUGUUAUUGUCAAACACCUUUAAGCACCCAAGGCAUGAUGAGCAUUCACUCUUUCUUGACCAUAAGAACCAGGGAAGGAGUUGCAGUGCUUGUUUCAGAACACUAAACUUAGGGGAUAUUGCAUAUAGAUGCAUGAAGCGCUGUGAUUUCAGUUUAGAUGUUGGUUGUGCAACACUACCACUCACUGGUUUGUACAAGUAUGACAGGCAUCCUCUUAAGUUGACUUAUUCUGAUGAUCCUGAGCCUUCUCAACAUUACUGUGACCUCUGUGAGAAAGAAAGAGAGCCAAAUCGUUGGUUUUACUGCUGUGUUGAUUGUGAUAACUCUCUUCAUCUCAAUUGUGCUAUUGGGGAUCUCCCAUAUAUGAAGCUUGGGAACAAAAUCAAAGGUUUUCAUAAGCAUCCACUCACUAUUGUGAAAAACAUCUGGAAUUGCCCUCCAUGUAAGGUAUGUCGUGAGGUUUGCGAUGGACAGGCCUUAGAAUGUAAAGAAUCUGAAUGCAACUUUACUGUCCAUUGGAAUUGUCGGAUCUCCAGUGAAUCACUUGAAUGAUAUUCCACUCAAGUUUAAGAAACAGAGAAGGCACAUGAUGAGAGAUGUGUUGUGUUCUGUGGAAGGGUGUAGCAGAUUUGGUAAAAAUGGGUGAUGGCCUUAGUUGUUGUAAUCUGCAUUAUGUUAUGUUUACUAUAGUUGUUUGGGCAGUAGAAAAUUGUGUUAGAUGAAACAUGAUCUGUAACUACAAAUCUUUAUCAUUCACUUUUCUUAUCUGCUUGUUAUUCUUUCAACCUUUAUCUAAAAUUAUUAUUGAGAAUGAAGAAAUGCUUUCUAGCUUGUCAUAAUAA